Bursaphelenchus okinawaensis is the source of this 1378-nucleotide messenger RNA. Lineage: Eukaryota; Metazoa; Nematoda; Chromadorea; Rhabditida; Aphelenchoididae. The record is from the annotation of a GenBank genome assembly.
AUGACGACGGUUACUAUUGUAACUAGCACGCCUACAAUAAAAACUACUGUAAUUCCUAAGAAAACGACUACUGUAUUUUCUACGAUACCGACUACUGUAGCUUCUACUACAACGCCUACCGUAGCUUCUAAUACAACGGCUACUGUAGCUUCUACGGUAACUACUGCUACAUUGGCUACGACAACUGUGGAAUCUAAUACAACUACGGAGCAUUCUACAAUAAUUUCUAGCACUGCGGUAACGCCAAUAACUUCUGAUCUACCAAACUCUACUGAGACUACAACAGACAUAACAAGUCCUACUAUACCCAGUUCUAACACGACUCCAACGGAGAUACCUAACUCUACGACAGCGGAUAUAACUACCACUUCUACUGUAGGUAUUAGUACCACUACUGUCUUCGUAUCAACGACGACUACGCAGAGAACACCCACCAGUACCACAACACAUUUGUCGACUUUGAUUACUACAACUGUGACUAGAACUACUACGGUAGCUUCUAGUACGGUAAGUGUGCUGUUUAAGGCUCUUUUUAAAACUUUACUUUUUUCCCACUUUGCUUACCGUAACUUUUCUCGAAUUUAAUCUUACUGUAAAUUUUUACCCUAACCCUUCUCUAACUUUCAGACGUCCCAAGAAGAAACCACGACCACUGUCCUAACACCCAAAACUCGAACGGCACCGCCAGUUACACUACCUCCAGACGAAGACGACUCCCAAACCUACAUAAUCAUAGGUGUCUGCAUCGCCGUGUUCAUACUCCUGAUAUGCGGCAUUGUGGUAUUGUACUGCCUGUUCUGUAGGAAUCGGAAGCGUGACGAUGAUUCUUCGGAAAACAGUCCUCUAGUCCAUAGUAACUCCAAUACCGACCAGACUGUACCAUUAAUGCAUUCGAAGGCUAGCACGUUCAAGAACGACGAUGAAGAGUUUCCACCGUUACCACCAGUCAAAGCACCACAUCUCGAGCUAAAUAACAUCAAGUUCAAGGGAAGGCUGGAGCUUCCUGAAGUGUUCGUGCCUAUUUAUGUAGGUUUUGACAGGUUUUAAAUCAAUUUACUAAAGAUUUGAAAGCUUUAAAGGGCUUUUUAUAGGUAAUGUCAGUUUGAAAGUGAUUUCUUGAUUUUUAAGCUUUUAAAAUAUAAUUUUUCGAUCAAAAAGUUCAAAGAAUCCUUCAAAUAUCCCCUAAAACAAUAUACUGUUUCAGGAUGAUUCAGAAACUCCAGAUGCAAACCCAAACCAGCCGUUUGUCAUGUCGAAUAACAUGCAUGAAGCUGUGGAGAUAGGAUCAGAAGUCGAAAAAGUUGGCGAUAAAACCCCACCAAUCAGGCAGCGUCGCAAGUCCAAAGAUCACAAGAAUCUGAAGGCCAUACGAGACUAA